ACCACUGUCUGCCAUCUUUGAUUGUGCGACAGGCCGCGGCGCGAGCAGCGGGGCCUCACACAACUAGAAAAACGGUGUGACACGAGAUAACGGGAGGGCAUAACGAGGAAACACCGGACGACCGCGCACCGGUUCCCACAGCAACGGCCGAACAGACUAGAACAGGCUGACCGUUGAAACAGAAGACACACAGCCGUGCAUGUGGAGAGCGGUUUGUAGACACUAGCUAACCAUCGUUAGCAGAGCAGGGUUAGCAGGCUAGCCCGCUCGCUUUUGUAAUCCGCCGGCCAGACACAUAUUCGUGCACCACAAACCACGCCGAAAUCGGAUCACACAUCAAGCCGCACAACAGCCGCACGGACAAAGGAAGCACCGGCAGUGCCAGGAGGCUGGUUCUGGGGGCGAGGCCAAAGGACCAGACUCAAUGAGUUUACAUCGAAAUGUCAGAGAAGUCAGGGCAAAGCACCAAGGCAAAGGAUGGCAAAACAAAGUAUGCAACCCUUAGCCUCUUUAACACCUACAAGGGCAAAUCUUUGGAAACCCAGAAAACUGCAGUUGCUGCUAGACAUGGGCUCCAAAGUUUGGGCAAAGUUGCUGCUAGCCGGCGCAUGCCCCCUCCGGCCAACCUGCCCAGUCUGAAGGCAGAGAACAAGGGAAACGACCCCAACGUCAACAUCGUCCCCAAAGACGGGAGUGGCUGGGCAUCUCGACCUGAGGGAGGGGAGGAGAGGCAACAGGAGACGCCCCCACCCCCGGUCAAACCACCCGUGGUCCCGCCUCCAGAACCUUCUAUUGUGGGCAGCCGCUCCUGGGCCAGCAGCAAGCAGACGCCAAUAGAAGGAGCUCCUCGUGUGAGUAGUCAAUUUCACCAGGAGUUUCCUAGCUUGCAGGCAGCUGGUGAGGGGGAGAAAGAGGAUGGUGCAGAAGAGGAGCCUUAUGGACCGGGACCUAGCCUCAGACCUCAAAAUGUUGGCAGUUGGCGUGAGGGCGGAGGCAGGAAUUUAAUCACUGCACCCAGCCCCUCUGAGAUGGACAACAGGCCUCUGGAGGAGGGGGGUGCGGUCCCUGAUACCUCUACGCCUCCAGGGGAAGCUGAAGAGGCUGGGCGAACAGUAACCGCUGACGUUCAGAAUGAGAAAAAGGACGGCAGGGAGAAGGUGCCCCCCUCUGUCCCCGCUUCUCAGCCUAAACUCAACGGGGGGCAACAGCCUCCUGCUGGGGUACCAACACACUUUGACCCUGCUUUCAGGAGCAUGAUGCCACCCUAUAUGUUCCAGGCAUUUCCUCAAAUUUCUUUUGCCCCAGGGCAAGGAAACCUCAGAUACCCUGUCCCACAGGAAGGAGCAAAGAUGGUCAGGGGUCCCCGUUCCAGACCCCAGCAGGGUCCCCCUCAGGGCUGGCACAAGGACCCAGACAGGCCCUCCAUCAUCAGCGCAACAGAACUGAAAGGGCUCGACAAUUUAGACACAGACACUGACGAGGGCUGGGCAGGAGCCCAGAUGGAAGUGGACUACACGGAGAAACUAAACUUCAGCGAUGAUGAGGAGAACCAAGCAAAUAAAGAAAAAAGAGAAAACUGGGAAUGGAUGGGUAAAGUGGAGCGCAUGAGAUCUCGGCCAGCAGAGGGUCAGGAGGGCUGGAAGGAGGGUCCCGAGCUUGGGGGCAGUAAAACCUCAUGGGCUGAUGGUGAUCCCAGAGCGCCAUCCCCUGGCAGUAUGGGGCAGUACAAGUCAGCUGCACCGCAGGACUACCAGGGCGGCAGUCGUUCUGUUGUAAGCGGAGCUCCACGUGCAACCAAACCACCGGCUGCAGCAGCCCCUGGUGCUGAGGAGGACUCUGAUGCCUGGCGACAGAAGCGCAAGAAGCCUCAAGAAGUUUCUGAAGCUGUAGAACGGGCUAGGAAGCGAAGAGAUGAAGAAGAACGGCGCAUGGAAGAACAACGACUCGCAGCUUGUGCUGAAAAACUGAAACGCCUCAAUGAAAAACACCGCCAGUCAACUGAAAGCACACCCGCCCUUUCUCAGACCACCAAUGAAGAAGCAGGACCAGCAGAGGAAGAAGAGUCCUUAUCAGCUCCUGCUCCCGUAUCCAGUCCUGUACCCUCCAUCCCAGUUUCACAACCACCGGCCACAAUCGUGCAAGCGCCUCUACCUGAAGAGGUGGAUCAAGAUGGGGAGAUGGUGGAGCGAGAACACGAGAUAGUGGAGCGAGAACACGAGAUAGUGGAGCGAGAACUCGAGAUAGUGGAACCAAUUGUAGAGGAGGAGGCUCCCCUGCCUCGUCAGCCCAGUCCCACGAUCCAGAGACCCUUGGCCGUUGCUCCAGAGCCUCAGAGCGAGGAAGAGAACUCCUUGGUUGAGGUUAGCACCCUGGUGGAGGACAACCAGGUAGACGGAGCAGUGCCUAUCGAAGACUAUUUCAACUUGGAGGACAACAGAGUAACAGAUCCAAAUACUAUUGAGUUGCUGCCUGCAGUGGAUGAGCCCCACCUGUCUCCACCUCAAAUGGACCUGCCCAGUGGAGAGGAAGUCUCUAUGGCACCGCCACAACUCGAAGGAGAAGCGGCAGCUGCUCUGCGUCCCUCUCUCAACUCGGGCUAUUCCAAACAGUUUCAAAAGUCUUUGCCUCCUCGUUUCCUCAGACAGCAGGAGCAGAUGAAGCAGCAACAAUGGCAGCAACAGCAACACCAGAGUGGAGGCUCCCUGUCCCCAUCAGGUGGCGGAGGCGGUGUCCCAGCUCCACAACAGCAGCAGCAGCAACACCGCUCAAUGUAUCAACCCAUUGGCCCCCACCACCAGCACCUGGCGUCCAUGGGCUUUGACCCCCGCUGGCUCAUGAUGCAGUCCUACAUGGACCCUCGCAUUAUGUCAGGACGUCCUCCCAUGGACAUGCCAGCUAACAUUCACCAAGGGAGGAUGCCUCCGAAGCAGAUCGUUCGCAGAGAACCGGGUGACAAUUCCAGCUCCAGCUCUGACUCCUUUGACCAUUUGACCCGACCAAUUCGUGACCAUGGCCUGCCGUCAGACUCGCGGAUGGUAUGGGGAUCGGAACCGUACCCACAAUCGGAGCCUUUACCCUCUGUAACUCCUCCAAAAGGACAAGAUGAUAACAAAGAGCCGAGGAUCGACUGUGGUUUGGAUCUAGACGGGGGUCUAACAACUAUGUUUCCCCAGGACCAAACUGUAUUGGACUCUCACAAAAGUAACUUCUUCCAGGACCCUACAGAGUCCCUGUCAGCAUUUACUCCGGGCCCAGAGGAUGUAUCGGGGCCUCUAGACAGGGUUCCUGUGGCCUCAGCCUUUGAUUCAGAAGAAGCAGGCCUCCCAAGUGGGGAAGAGGUAGAAGCUCUCGGCCAGGCGAUGCUGCAGAGGAGCGUCUCCCAGGGCUCCAGCCACUCCCUCAAGCUGGAUGAGCCCAGGUUUGAUGGGCUGUCCCUGGGAACAACAUCUCUAGACAUUCAGGACUCUGCAGAACGUUCUGAUGAUAAGCCUCCGAAUGAACCCUACCCCCAGCCCCAGGCUGCGUUGACUAGCAACAGGGCUACACCACCUCCUGAUGGAUUACACAAACAAGAGAAACUGCCUUUGCCAGUCCCGAGCAAGCAGAAAGCCGAGCUGCGCUGGGGCGGAAGAUCAGGGGCCGGACGCAGAGAAGGACCAGGUGGAGAGAGACCUCUCCGCAGGUCUGGCCCAAUAAAGAAGCCUGUCCUUAGGGACAUGAAAGAAGAGAGGGAGCAAAGAGAAGAAAGAGAGAAGCGCCUUGAGAGGGGGGAGAGAGGAGAGAGAUUGGAGAGAGGAGAGAGAGGAGAGCGAGGAGACCGCUUCAAGAAGGAUCAAUCAUCCAAAGCUCCGUCUGCAGCUGCAGUUGUGUCUGAGGGCUCCAGAUCUCAGGCGGAGGGGAAGAGAGAAGCUGCUGAGGCUGAGGAAACGCAGACUGGCCUUCCAAGAGUCAAAGACCCUCAGCCUUCAUCUGGGGUUCCCACCUCUUCCUCUCAGGAGGAGAAAGCAGACAAACCGCCCAGCAAUGACCAACAUCCAGAACCCAAACUGCCCUCCAGGAAGGAGUCCAAUCUUCCUCCACGUUCAUACCGACGAGAGGACAGAGAGCGGGAACGUGAGAGGGAGAAGGAUAUGGACAGGGACAGAGAUCGAGACAGAGACAGGGACAGGGACAGGGACAGGGACAGAGAGUGGCCUGCUGACCCAUUCAAAGCACGUGGUCGAGGGGAGUAUUACUCCAGGGGACGGAGCUACCGGGGUGCUUACAGUGGCCGAAACAGGGGGGGUCGUGGUCGAAGCCGGGCAGAAUACAAUUACAGAGAGCCCCGAUCACGCUCAGAUUUACCUUUGGUUGGAGGCGCUGCUGCCUUCCGCAACAGGGAAGAAAGCGAAACACGCAGCGAGAGCUCAGACUUUGAAGUUCGUCCAAAACGUAGACGGCGCCGGGGUUCAAACACAGAUUCUGAGAGUGAAGGUGGAAGAGAGUCUGCCAGUGAUACCGGACCCUCUGAUCGUGAGCCUAGCACCAAACCUAGCCGUCCAUUGAGGCGAGAGCUCCCUGGGGAGGCCCGGCCUGGGCCCCACAAGCCAGGCUUUGGACCUCCUCACAUGGGGGAAAGGGUUGGACACAGAGGGGACGAUGAGAGCAGACCCAAGCCAGGAUUCCUUGCUAAGGGAGAUCCUUCACGACGAGGAAGAGGAGGACUUUAUAGUAGACGAGGUGGAACAAGGGAACGUGGUGGCCCUCGCCCGGGCCCUCUUAGACGGCCAGGUGCUAGAGAGUCCUCCUCUCAGUGGCCAUCUAAACCCAUGGAGACGUUCAGGCCGGAGGACACAGAGUCCUCACAAAGAUAUGACAAUCCUGCUGCGGACCGAAGACCCCCUAGGUCUGAUGGCAAGACAUUUUUGGAUGGGGCUCCUCAGAGUAGUAGAGAAAGACCACGGCGGUCCAGACCAGCAAGGCCCCCCAGGCAAGAUAAACCCCCCCGCUUUAGGCGCUUGAAGGAACGGGAGGCUGCAGUGUUAGCUAAUGGAGAAACAGCCCCAGGUCCCUCUGUCCCUCUACUCCCAGUGCCUGCUGCUGCUGUCCCCAGCUCUGCUCCUGCUCCAGUGUCUCACUCCCCAACCCUGUCCAGGGCCCCGGGGACCCCUCUGACUGUGCCUGCAGACGUGGCCGCCACUAUGCCUGCUCCUGACUUGUCCUCCUCUAUGGAAGCACCCUUGCCUGACACCAGCAGCCCCACCAUCACUGCAGUUGGAACCAAAUCCCCUGACCUGUCCAACCAGAACUCUUCAGAUCAAGCCAAUGAGGAAUGGGAAACCGCCUCUGAGAGCAGCGACUUCAACGAGAGGAGAGAGCGAGAAGAAAGGAAAGGAGCUCUCGAGGCCGCUCAUGAAGCAGCCACUGCCUCUGCCCAGGCACCUGCACCGCCCCAGGGCUCCAUGACCCCCAACAGAAGCCCCCCUGAUGGACGGGUGACUCCAAAACGUGACGGGGCUCCUGCAGCCAAGAGGAGUUUCUCAAAUCAAAGGCCUGCAGAGAGACAGAAUCGUAGAGGCAACAGUGGAGCCAAACCAGUGCGGAGCUAUGCAGGAGGCAAGGGGGAGAGGAGGGGAGGGGCCAAAGCCGGCCGCAAAGGCCCUGCAGCCCAGCAGAAUCCAGAUGGGACAUCACAAACACCUGGAGGAGCAUCACAGAGGCCUACUAAAGACCCGUCUGGCCGUCGUAAAGAUGAAGCCAAACAGGCCGCCAAGAAGCCCAAAGAGAAUGCUCUUUCUCAGUUUGAUCUUAACAAUUAUGCCAGUGUUGUGAUCAUCGAUGACCAUCCUGAGGUCACCACCACUGAAGACCCACAGUCCAACACCAUUGAUGACGGCUUCACAGAGGUGGUCUCCCGCAAGCAACAGAAACGGCUGCAAGACGAAGAGAAACGGAAAAAGGAAGAGCAGACUCCUCAGAACUGGAGUAAAAAAGGCUCUGGUGAGAAGAGCAGAGGAGGCGGCGGAGGAAAGCUGCCACCAAGAUUUGCCAAAAAGCAGUCCUCGCAACAACAACAUCAUCAACAACAGCAGCAACAACAGCAGCAGCAGCAGCAACAACAACAACAGCAGCAACAACAACAACAUCAUCAACAACAGCAGCAACAACAACAACAGCAGCAGCAACAACAGCAACAACAGCAGCUACAGCAGGCUACACAGUCUCAGCCUCCUGUCCCCCCCGAACCUCAGGCCCAACAGCAACCUCCAAUUUCUGCCCCCCAGCAUCCUCACCUCGCCCCCUCCCAGCCUACUGCAUCCCCGCAGACUCUGGAAGGAGCAGUGGCUCCACUGCCCUCCAUCCCCCCUGCCACUGUGGACUUUACCUCAAAGAGCCUCCCCCCCGCACCUGUGCAGACGCACAGCACUCUGGGUACAGAGCUGUGGGAGAACAAGGUAGCAGGCACCACGGUCCUUCCUGAUGUCAAGAAACUUGGUCCAAUCAGCCCUCCACAGCCACCUUCUGUGAGUGCCUGGAACAAACCCCUUACCUCCUUUAUUGGCACGGUUUCCUCUGAGGGUAUGAAGCUUGGAUCGGAGGGAGGUGUGGAAAUGGCAAUAGACAGUAUUCAGUUUGGAGCGCCGUCAUCUGCAGGCAGCACCGACAGUGAUGGAGUUCCAGCGUUGCUAGAAAACAUGUCUGAAAACAAACUACCCGCUCCCAAAGAACAGAGACAGAAACAACCUCGAGCUGGCCCAAUCAAAACACAGAAGCUUCCUGAAAUGGAACCAGUGGAAACCAAGGAGUACAAGCCAGGUCCCAUUGGUAAAGAGCGCUCAUUGAAGAACCGCAAGGCCAAAGACGCACGUGGAGAUGUAGAGGGGAUGGAGGGAGGAGUCCCUGGAGGAGUCAGUAGAGCCACAGACUCCAGUCCACCCUGCAGCGAGACAGUACCAGAGCUGGGAGGAGACAUCGAGGGCAUGAUCACAAUCCCCUCUGCAGAGUACCACAGCAACUCUAAGGAGUCUGUCACCGACUACACCACCCCCUCCUCCUCACUGGCUGACAGUGUUCCUACAGGAGUGAAUAAAAUGGAAGAGAGUUUGGUGGCAAAUGUGGCACUACCCCACUCACUGCCCAUUCCUCGGAGAGAGACCCUGCAGCAGAGCUCCAGCCUCAGCAAUGUCUCUCCUGCUACUGUUGACCUAACACUAAAGAUGGAAUCGGCUCGUAAGGCGUGGGAGAAUUCCCCGAGUCUGGAGAAGAACUCCCCCGUCGUGUCCUCUUCCUCCCCCAUCACAUCCUGUGCGUCCUCGUACUCCACCUUCUCUUCAGCCUCUAUGCCACAGAUUCCCGUGGCUUCUGUCACCCCCAGCACCUCUCUGACAGGUUCUGGUACCUAUACAACGUCAUCACUCAGCACCAAGACCACCACAGCCUCGGACCCCCCUAACAUCUGCAAGGUGAAGCCCCAGCAGCUGCAGAGUGGCGGUCUGUCCUCCAGCAGCAGCAGUAGCAGCAGCAGCUUCUCUCAGCUGGGCUGUGUGCCUACACUCCUGCCCCAGCAGCAGCAGACCCCCCAGGUGUACGUCUCUCAGUCUGCAGCAGCUCAGAUUCCAGCCUUCUACAUGGACACUAGCCACCUAUUCAGUGCCCCCCACCCUCGCUUGGCACCUCCCUCCCUGGCGCAGCAGCAAGGUUUCCAGCCCGGCCUCUCGCAGCCGACAGCAGUGCAGCAGAUUCCAAUCCCCAUCUACGCUCCACUGCAGGGUCAGCCGCAGCACCAGCACCAGCAUCAUAACCAGCACCAUAACCAACACCAUAACCAACAUCAUCAACAACAACAACAACACCAACAUCAACAACAACAACAACAACAUCAACAACAACAUCAACAACAUCAACAACAACACCACCAACAACAACACCAACAUCAACAACAUCAACACCAACACCAACAUCAACAUCAGGCUCAGCUGGGACUCAGUGCCGGUCCUCCAGUCUCCCAACCACAGGACCUGUUCAGUUCCUCACUGCAGCCUUACAGGUCUCAGCAGGCCUUCAUGCAGAGCAGCCUGUCGCAGCCCUCCAUGAUGCUGUCGGGACCCUCCCUGCACAGCUAUGCUGGCGUGCAGGCGCCUGAUCUGGGCAAACCUCAGUCUAAUCUGGCCUAUCAGCAGGCCUCCUCCACCCAGCACAUUCCCAUUCUGUUCGAGCCGCAGCUAAACCAGCCCUCUGGCAUGGGGGGCUCCCAGCUCAUGGACACACACCUGCUGCAGGCUCGACAGGGAAUGAGUCAGCAUUCAAACAUGUACUCGGGGCAAGUCCAACAGCACGGCCAGAGCAGUUACUAUAGCAACGCUCAGUCGCCCAGUUCUGCAAUGCAACAGGUGACGGUCCCUCUGUCCAGUUCCCAGCUGUCGCUGUCAAACUUUGGCUCGAGUGGAGGCCAGCCCCUCCUGGCGCUGCCUCCCACUCCCCCGCAGGCACAGCCUCCCAACAUCAACCGACAGCCCCCCAUCUCCCAGCCGUACCGAGGCCUCAUGGGCCCGAGCCACAGCAUGAUGCAGCCCCCUACCAGCAAGAUGGACAUGGAUCUAAAACUCUUUGGCAGUGGGAUGGAUAUGAAGCCCGGAACACCUCCUAUCGGCGCCAGGAGCACUACACCCACCUCCAGCCAUUACAGGGCCAGCUCCACCUCUCCCAGCAGCCAGUCCAGUAAGAUCAACAGCAUGCUGUACCAGAAGCAGUUUCAGGCGAGCUCCGCCGGCAUGAGGAUGGCACAGCACUUCCCUGGCCAGUUCAACCCACAGAUUUUGUCUCAGCCCAACCUGGUCUCUCCUCUGAUUCGUCCUCCUCACGUUAACUCGUUUGCCGGAGGUGUCCAGCGCUCCCCUAUGGGCCCUCCAAUGUCAACCAAUGUGGGUGGGGGUCUCAUGCCCCAUCCCCGACCUCAACACCCUCAGCACCCACAGCACCUGCAACAUCCACAACACCCACAGCACCCACAGCACCCUCCCCGAGGGCCUCCUCCCCCGCCGGCUCCCCGAGGCCCACAUGCCAUGAAUGCUGAACAGGAUCUAAAGGCGAAGCAGCGGGCUGAGGUGCUCCAGGCCACUCAUAAGUUCUUCUCCGAGCAGCAGCAAGUCAAGCCCCCGCAGGUCAGCAAAGUGUCUCGGAUUGAUCAGGGGGGGAAACCCCUGCUCGAGACCUCUGCCCCGAACCACCAGGCAGUAGUCGACCGCCCCGAAUCCGACAAACCCCCCAUUUCCACGGCCAAGCCCAUUCGGACUGGCCCCAUAAAGCCGCAGGCCAUCAAACCAGAGGAUGGCAAGUAGAGAGCUGCAGAACCUCUUCAGAUGACAAUAUGAAUGGAUGGAAGAGAGAGAAUCUAGCCCCAUUCACUCAGUCACCACCUCAUAUCAGCCCCAGGGGACAGUGUGUGGGGGGGGGGGAGUCGAUGGUAGUGGUUACUGAGGAGGCACUGUCCUGCGAAUACAUAAUCCUCUUCUUUCUUCUCCUAUCCUGUCCCACUGUAGGUGGCGGCAUUUGAGUUGGAUUCUUCCAUCGUAUUUAGAUGACGAUAAAAUGGCCGCAGAAGUUGUUCCAUAGAAAUCUACUGAGACGGUUGGAAAGAGAAAUUUGAAAUGAGAUUUGCUGCUGAGUUUGCCAUUUUUUUUUUUAUAGCUCUUGAUUUGUUUUGUUUGUUUCCCCAAUAGGAUCAAGCAUAUUGUAGGAGAAACCUGUUGUUGUUAAAGAAAGAAGAAAGUUUUGUUUUUGUAGUCAAAAUCAUCUGUUUAAGGAGAUGUCAUUUAGCGAUGCACACUUUUUGUUGCCCAAUAUCCCAUCAUAAUUAAUCAAGUGAUCUGUGCACGUGUAAAUGGCCCUCAAUACUACACGCACACACUCACUAACGGUUUCAUCCACGGUUACCGAUAAGAGGACUUCUCGUCAUUUUUGUUUUACCAGAAUUGAAAUGUGAAAAUUACAGCAGUUGAUGGAAAUUAAUGAUUGAUUUGUUGAUAAGUCUGCCUGUGAGCCUGCGCUCCUGCCUUCUGCUCUCAUCUCCUUGCCUGAGAAUCACUGAUGUGUGUCAGGUGUGUGUUUGUGCUUUAAACGGGGAACGCUCGUAGCUGGACUCUCCUGUUUAUUUAGCCAAAGGUUAAAAAGAGAGAGAUGACGUCACAGCCUUUUUGGGAUUGCUGUUGCCAUGGCAGCAGAGUUUUGAUUUAACUCACGGGAUUACAUGGCUAAUGUAUGAUCACUACAUACAGCUGUUCCAGAUUAGGAGCUAUUGUCACACACCCUUUCACUGCUUCCUCCUAUCUUUGCUGUCACACAAACACACACCUAUACACACUUCACUAUAAAACACCCAGGCCUGCUGCUAUUGACGGAUUUCAGUGCCCUUAGCUAGACAAUAGCAGGAUAGGGCUUUUUAGAGGAAACAAAAGAAAAGGUAAGGAGUUGAAACGGUAGAAAACUUUAAGCGUUUGUAUGUCAACCUUCACUAAGAGGGGGACAUUAACAGGACAGAAAAGGAGGGAAAAAAAAUAUUAAAAAGCCUAAAAUUCAGAAAUGUUUGGGCAGAAGGACACGUAUUGUUGGCUUUACUGAAAAAGAGCAAUCAGUGCUGUUUUCUGUCUCUGCCUCACCUCCGCUGGCUGUCCACCCACAAUGCUUUCAUCUCGGGGUUGUGGUGACAAGGGUCCUUCAGAACUGUACAGUAGUAUGCACCCUGAGGUGGGGAGGGGUCCGCCUCACCUCCACCCUAGCUGGGGGAAGAGUCCUUCUUUGGAGGAUGGAUGUGGGAGGGAGGGUAACGAUAUUUUUUUCCUCUGUUUUAUUUUUUUUUGUUGAACUUGUACAGGGGUUUCAUCGCUGUAUUAAAAUAUGUACGGUCUUAUUUACAUUCUCUUGGUUUGGUUACAGAAACUAAUAAAAAUAAUAUACUGUUGA
Molecule: messenger RNA, 10938 nt
Organism: Trematomus bernacchii (emerald rockcod)
Lineage: Eukaryota; Metazoa; Chordata; Actinopteri; Perciformes; Nototheniidae
Gene: prrc2c
Product: proline-rich coiled-coil 2C
Biological process (GO): cell differentiation
Source: RefSeq, a predicted model, not a curated record